Molecule: messenger RNA, 2036 nt
Organism: Williopsis jadinii
Lineage: Eukaryota; Fungi; Ascomycota; Saccharomycetes; Phaffomycetales; Wickerhamomycetaceae
Gene: DDC1
Product: Ddc1p
Exons: 1
Coding region: 195-1691 (498 amino acids)
Biological process (GO): DNA repair; mitotic intra-S DNA damage checkpoint signaling; cellular response to ionizing radiation
Cellular component (GO): checkpoint clamp complex
Source: RefSeq, a predicted model, not a curated record
ACCUCCCAGAGCCUUUGAACCUUGGAGUCUUUAAUAUUUUGCUCAUUGUUGCCGUUGUUCCUGUUCUCACCCUUCUGGCGCCUUCUUCUGCCUACGCUUCCUCCCCAGCUUCACCUUCGACCCCUUCUUCCCAAGAAAAAUAAACAUCAACACUUUUUUGAUAGCCUGUGGGAAGCUGGUGCAGGCCUGCCGAAAUGACAUCUUUUGCCUUCGCAUUAUCUAAGCCGGAGAACAGGGCGGUAUGGUGUCGGUGCAUCCACUCGAUAGCCCAGGUGUCAGAGGACAUCAGAUUCACAUAUUAUGCUAAGCGCUUGGUGCUGUCGUCGAGAAACGUUGCGUACACUGGGUACAUGGAUAUCACGUUUGAAAGCGAAUUCUUCAAGACUUAUGAGUUCAGCACGGACAGGGUUGCGGAAGGCUUGCACAAGGGGCACAAUGACAGUGAGGAUAUCGGGUUCACGCUCUCUGUGAAAUCGAAGCUCCUGUCGAUGCUCUUCAAGAGACACGAGGAGGACGUUGAGCAGUUCAAAGUGUCCGUCGAUGCCACUGGUGAUUGUCCAACGAGGUUGCAGUAUAAACUAUGCAUUGAGGUGUUGACCAAGAACUUGAUCAAAAAGACCUUUACCCCUUUCUACACGAUCUGCUCGCCAGAGUUGCAGAGGCUUUCUGAUUACUACAAGGAUAACUUCAACGCGCAAAGGUCUGGGAAGGCUGGUUCCAGGACCAUCAGUUAUAUUGCGGCUAAUGUUGGUACUCUAAGAAGGUUUAUGGAUAACAGCGGUUCAUCCGAGCUGGUGAAGUUUGACAUCGAUGCCAAAAGGUUCAGCAUCACUGCUUUCACGAGGGGUGUUUCCAUAAGGGAGAAGGAAGUGUUGAAACAACCCAUGUCUGUUACUGUGAGAUUCAACACUGAAGACUUGGAGGACUAUUCCUUGGGCGGUGCGAAGGAGGAGGACGAUGAUAGUGCUGGGGAGAACUCUGAUAGCUGUGAGUAUAAAUUGGUUUUCAGAUUAAAGGACUUCAAGAACUUGUUGAACUUGGGCUCGUCUGGUGAUUCUCUUGAAUCCUGGUUCAUCCAAGGUGGUGAGAUGAUUUUAUUUGAGAUAAGGAAGGAUUAUGCCACUGUGAGAUUGAUCCUCGAUACCGAUGAUGAUGUGACUGUACCUGACCCGGUACCUCUAGUUGUGGACAAACAAAGGAAACGGAGGAAAGAGGAGCGUAUUGAGCUUCCUCGGGUUGUUCCAACGAUUGAACAAGAACACGAACAGCCACAGGAUGCCGCUGCAGUACCCAGUAUCACUACAAAUGAUCUCUUUGUCCCUGAGGAUAACGAUGAUGACAGCGAAGCUGGUGAUAAUGAGAGUAUAGAACACCACCAGGACGAUUAUUCUCGUGGUGCAGACUUCACACAAGAAGGGGAACACGAUUCAGGCCCGAGGGUCACUUGGGGUGAUCCAAACGCAGAUGCUUUGACGUUGAAGUCGUUGGUGAAUACGAGAAGUCAAGUCAUCCAGGAGGCAAAGCUACAAUAUCUGGAAUCUAUAAAAAGACGGAAACUGGAACUCGCUGAUGAGUCCACUUCCAAUGAGUCUCAAGGAACUGGUCUUGGCCCAACUCAAGUUGAAAGAGACCCAGCUACAAACCUAGGCCUGACUCAGAACUCUUCAAAGGCAAAGGGUAUAUUCGACUAGUGCUGGAAAGAGAAUCCACAAUCGGCUAUUGCAGAGAUAAAACGUGUGUAUAUGUAGAUGGACAUAAACUAAUCCUAUCAAAGGAUCACUUAGCUUCGGCUUUCUCCUUUCCACCAAAGUACCAAUAGUCCAACCAUCUGUAGCCUUGGCCCAACUGUGCUACUUCGUUGAUCACAUGACAGCCAAAGAGUAGGUAGUUCUGCGGAGUCACUGCUAGGGCGUAUCUCAUAAACACUGCAGAAUAGACAACAAGCGCACCUGUCAUUGGACCACUAAUGGUCUUCUGAUCCUUCUUCAAAUCAUAGAUAGCAGCUACUGGAAUACCAAAGUUGGACACGGGACCCC